Messenger RNA from Phlebotomus argentipes, 3798 nucleotides. It is a transcript of the gene nmo, whose product is annotated as serine/threonine-protein kinase NLK. Lineage: Eukaryota; Metazoa; Arthropoda; Insecta; Diptera; Psychodidae. Gene Ontology annotation, biological process: intracellular signal transduction; protein phosphorylation. Gene Ontology annotation, cellular component: cytoplasm; nucleus. The transcript is spliced from 9 exons. The record is from RefSeq and is a predicted model, not a curated record. The coding region runs from base 773 to 2131 and encodes 452 amino acids. Gene Ontology annotation, molecular function: MAP kinase activity; ATP binding.
GCAGAGGGUGCGUCUCGAUAAAGUUGCUUUUCUUUGUGCAACACUGCGUUCCGGCCCCAAGAAGUGCUCUUUUGUCCACUGUGGAGCUUGGCCCCGAAAAGGUGUGGACAAAGUGCAUCUCCGUGCGCGUGAUGAGAGUGGUCCUCUGGUGAUUGAAAGAGGAGCCCGUGUGUGCGUGCAAGAGUCGCCCGGGGGAAGUCUUUUGUGGGGUGUUCACAAUCUUUGGGUGGUUGAAUGACCAGCAAGUGCGAGGCAAAACCGGAUCCGGAGCGAGUCUGAGUUGGGUCUCCUGAAUGUUCUUGAGCUGCGCCACAGGUUCAUCAGCCUCCCAGCGUUGCGGAUGAACGAAUCACGCAAAAUACUGAGGUGGAUUUGAGGUUAUGACGCCACGAAGGGUGUGACGCCUGUCAGAGGGAGAAAAGUCGUCUGGGAUCACCCCAAGUCGCUGCGAGAGCAUUCCUGAUUGAGUUCUGCUGUGGAUUAUCACCUUCCGGACAGCUGAAUCCCUGGAAGUGCCGCGCGUGUGUGUGUGUUGCGUGUUCUUUAUGCUGGGAAACUGGUAGGCUUUCCCGGAAAUACGGGUACAGUGCAAAUUGAUACAAAACUCCUGUAUCUGCAGGCAGAUUGUGACGGUGAAUCCCAACAUCUUGUGUUGUGUACGAAGUGUAAUGGUAGCUUGAGAGUCCUGUCGUGAAAAUUCCGUGUUCGUGUUCCAAGAAACCAAGUGAAUCGUCUUCUUCCAACCGAUUGAGCCGCCCAUGUACGUGAUCUGAUGGCGGCCGUUGGUGGCCCCACAAGGCAGUCGCGGGUCUCCAUGAGUGUUUCCAUGUCGCUGGUCCAGGGAGGAGCAGCCGGAGCGCCCCAGGGUGCCAUAUUGGCUGCCGCUGCUCCUUACUAUCAGCCUCCGGCCGUGCCGCAAGAUGUCCAGCCCGACCGUCCGAUCGGAUAUGGAGCUUUUGGUGUUGUCUGGGCUGUCACUGAUCCACGAGAUGGUCGUCGAGUGGCUCUCAAAAAGCUGCCGAAUGUCUUUCAAUCGUUGGUUUCAUCGAAACGUGUUUUUCGGGAGCUCAAGAUGCUGUGCUUCUUCAAGCAUGAAAAUGUUCUCUCGGCCCUGGACAUUUUGCAACCACCUCAUUUGGAUUUUUUCCAAGAAAUUUAUGUGAUAACCGAACUUCUGCAGUCUGACCUCCACAAGAUCAUUGUGUCGCCUCAACAUCUUUCCGCGGAUCACAUAAAGGUGUUCCUGUACCAAAUUCUGCGUGGACUCAAGUAUCUCCACUCGGCGCGCAUUCUGCAUCGCGACAUCAAGCCGGGCAAUUUGCUGGUGAACAGCAACUGCGUCCUUAAGAUCUGUGACUUUGGGCUGGCGCGCGUCGAGGAGCCAGAUCAGAGCAAGCACAUGACACAGGAAGUCGUCACGCAGUACUAUCGUGCACCGGAAAUCCUCAUGGGGGCGCGUCACUACUCAGCUGCCGUGGACGUUUGGUCGGUGGGAUGUAUCUUUGGCGAGUUACUGGGCCGCCGGAUUCUGUUUCAGGCCCAAAGUCCAGUUCAACAGCUCGAGCUGAUUACAGAACUGCUCGGAACACCAUCAAUGGAGGAUAUGCGACAUGCGUGCGAGGGUGCUCGAUGUCAUAUGUUGCGAAGGGCGGCGAAACCACCCACUCUGUCGGCACUGUACAGACUCAGUACGCACGCGACCCACGAGGCUGUUCAUCUACUAUGUCAGAUGUUGGUCUUUGAUCCGGACAAGAGGAUAUCAGUGAUUGACGCCCUGGCGCAUCCCUAUUUGGACGAGGGUCGCUUGCGGUAUCAUUCGUGCAUGUGCAAAUGCUGCUUCACAACUUCAGCCGGAAUGCGACAGUACAUCGUGGAUUUUGAGCCGUCGGCAGCGCAGCCCUUUGAUGAUCUCUGGGAGAGGAAACUCACGUCAGUGCAACAGGUGAAAGAGGAAAUGCACAAGUUUAUAGCGGAGCAACUUCAGACCGGACGAGUUCCGCUCUGCAUAAAUCCUCAGAGUGCGGCGUUCAAGAGUUUCGCCAGUACUGCAGAACUUGAUCAACAGCAGCUACUGCAGCUUCAGCAGCAUCAACAGCAACAGCCUAGCCAUCAAUUCAACCAACUCAACUAGUAUCGACCCUCCCGAUAUCAACAUAUCUCCAAUCAUCAACUCAAUGUUCUCAUCUCCAGGCGCCUAGUUCUACUGUGGCUCAUCCUUCAGAAUUACCACCGUCUCCUCAUCAAUGGGAAUGACAUCACAAUGAAGCGGUUGCUGCCUAAAAUUCUCCCAAUGUGACAAGUCUUCGUCUGAAUUCCACAGGACACGUGAGACCACAAUCCUUCUGUUCUACUCUCAUCCUCCACACAUGUUUUAGUCGAUUUUCUAUGUGCCCUUUUUACUGAUAUGAAUAUAAAAUGACGAGGCAGAGAGUCAAAAUGAAAUGCUGAAUUGCCGUGUGGUUUCAUCACAUAAAUCCAUAAUAUUAUUGAUAAUGAUUCUUCAAUUGAUAUGCGUGUGCAUCAUAUUUGAAAAGUGGUUAAUACACUUUGGCAGCAUUAUUGAUUUUCCCUUCUCACACAAUUAUUAUUUCAUCUGCCAAUUUACCGAAAAGCAAUGGACGCGUUUCAGCGAGAGUAUAAUUCUGUAUAAAAUUGUGAUAUAUUUGAUGAGAAGAUGUUGACAGCAAUUCUCUCACGCGCAGUGGUUUUAUGUGUAUGAAGUCACAAUGCAGCGAAAAAAAUUGGCUAAACUUGCAUUGUACGCAUUUGAUAAAGUGACCAAAAAAGUGUAAUGCCUCGAUGUAGUGUAAUUUCAAAAUUUUUUUUUUACAAUUAGUCGACAAAAUAGGGUUUUUUGUCCUCUGCGCACCAUUUAUUAUUGACAUGAAAUUAUGAUGAAAAUAUUGAUAAUCUGUAUCUUGUAAUUUAUCAAUCAGCAAAACAUAAACGUAAUAUAUUAUGGCUAGACGAUUGAGAGAAUGGGCAUUAUACAGAAAACAUUAAUAAAUACCACUUGGAAUAUCACAUGUGAAGUGAAAAUAGAUUUUCAUAUUAAAAGACACUGCCUAAUUGUUAGACCUCAGACAAAAAUGGAUGGAUAAAUAAAUACCAGAAUUCCAGCGUAUAAAAUCAAAUAGAGAGCCAAGUGCGAGAUAUUUUCCCCAUGAUUUUCCAGAGAACUGAAAAUUGAGAAGUGAAGCUAGAGAAGAGAGAAGAAAAUCAAUAUUAUAACGAGAAAAGAGUAAUAUUAGUGCAUAAUGUAAUGUUUAUCUUAUAUCUUGUACCUAAUAAUAGCGUGUCUUAAUAAUUAAUUUAGUAAAAAAAGAAGAACAAGAUAAUGGAUAGAAAAAUGUUGAGAGAUUUUCUCAGGGAUGCAAAAGUGUGCUGGUAAAGUGAAAUUCAAUUUCCUCGCAAAUUUUCGCAUCCCAAGCUUUGCGCGCACCACAAUCAAUUGAAUUCCUUGAAGGCUUUCAUUGAAAGUUAGGCGAAAAGAGGCAUUUUUCCCAUAUGGUAAACGUUACUCUCUGUGUUAUGUGAAAUUUUGGAGAAUCCACUCAGGCGGGUCCUGCACGAUGUUUUGGUGUUCUAUUUAGUAGAAGAAAAAAGCUCCAGGAUUUAAAAAAAAAGAAGAAAAUGUAAAAUGACUGAUUAAUUGUUAAUCAAUUUUGCGUUCACAAAACGAUGAGAAGCAUAAUGAGACGAAAAGAGUAGGAUGACAAAAAAAAACACUAGAAUGUGGGUGAAACAAUAAAAAAACGAAAAAGAACUGAUAAGUUUAGAGACAUUUAAUUAAACAAA